CCCCACACGGACGAGGAGCGGGAACGCCUGGAAUGGCAGACGAUGCUCGCUAGUGUGCUCGAGGGAGACGUAUUACGCAUGGAGAAGACGCGGAUUGCGAGCACGAGCGACGAGGGCCGGGACGAAGCGAAGCGACGAACGUUGGAUAUCUGGCUCGGGUUACGCGCUAGGCUUCGAGGGAGGACAGAAGACGAAGAGAGAAAGCGGCUCGAGGAACGCAGGAUGCGAACUGUCCAGCCGGCGAUUGACGAGAUCCUUACUUACCGCGUGUCCACUGCUCCUGGCAUGCCGUCCGCGUUCGACCAGACCGUCGCCCUCCUCGACAGGCUCGAUAUGGCCCAAUCUCUCUAUCCAGACCUGAAGAGCAUGCACGGCGAGUACCCCGCUUCUGAUCACUCCGACUUUCUUCACCGGGUCGACGCACUCAACGCCUAUGUCCGUAUGGUCGUCAGUCUUCGCUGGCGCAUCCAGGGGAUCCAGAAAUGGACAGGGAGCGAGACGAUGGAUGUUUGGCAGAGGCAUACAUCCCAGGAACAGCCCGUGCGGAGAUCGUUUUCCCCCAACGGGCCCGCAGGACAUAUGCUCGGACCUGGAGGGGAACUCCAGGAUGAGAGCAGCUUCGUCGAGCGUGUGCUUAAGGAAGAUAGUUUGCAGAAGACGCUUGAGCGCGCGACGCUCGUCACUUCCCACUGGGUGGUCGACAAUGCCCGCGAGACGAUCCUUUCCUACGGCUUGCUGUACCGGACCAUCGGUCUCCCGGGGGUGGAGCCAGAGCUGGUAUCCCUCAUCGCCUUCCCGACAAAACUUAUGGAAGCGACCCUUCGCGUCCGGCUCGACUCUGGCAAGAAAGUGAACGAGCCCUCCAUACUCGUCGUCGACCAGAUGCUGGACGACUUUGCACUCUCGAUUGCUCUUGCCUGCACGAUCAAGCAGGAGUAUGAGGAGUUUCUGAGGCAGGACGAGGCGGGUCUAUGGGUCCUCCCUAGCUGUAUUAGCGAGGCGUACGACGAGGUCCUACUGGAGGCCCUGAGGUUCCUUUUCAAGCUUAUCCAUUGGAAGCUUAAGACGGCGAGUAGGAUAUACUUCAAGGAAGUGGAUGUGCUCGAAGCCCAGUGGCCACUGUUUACCGCCGUGAGCUUGGUGACCGAGGGCGGGAGUCUGCUCGUCGCUGAGCAUGUAUGCUCAGUGACGAACAAGCUCAUGGCUCGCGUCGUAAACCUCUUCGAGGCCCAACUUAGUCUACCGGUCUACAAGCCCGCCCUGGACUCCCGUUCCCGCCAGUCCCCGCGUAACCACCCCCUCCGGCCCAGGCUGGAGCGCGCCAACGCCGUCCCCGUGAUGAAAGAGCGCGAACGGCCAAUGGGCGAAGACCAAAUCCUAGACUGGUACAAUACCGUGCUCGACAGUGUGCGAUUGCGCUACCGCAAGCUCCAGCGGUUUGGCCGCGUCCUUGGCCAGCGAUUCACCAAUGCUGCUGAGUACUCGAUUGCCCACCUCCCUGUGGACAGGUUCAUCAACGCUCUUGUCGGUACUGGGCACCUGCUUGUCUACUGCGAGAACUACGAAGAAGAUGGGAUAUACAUCAUCGCUGACCCUAGUCUGAGGAAUCGCCCGUAUUUGAUACACGAUAUCCUCCAGCGGACGUUUCAGCCUGUUGAGGUCGGGCCUGGGAAACAGCAGGUCACGGACGGAAGUGGGCUGGACGAGGAGGACGAGGAAGGGGCGUCGACUGAGAGCUACCUACUGCUUAUCACUCCCGGAGAACGCUUCGUCUGGACGGGGGACGUAAUGGUUUUUGACACCCAGAAGCAGGUGUUCGAGCUCGCGGAGAAACGCGUCCGACUGGUUGCGGACGGCCCCCAGCUUCGGCUCGCAAGAGCCAAAGACCGGUUCGGGGAGAUAAUGCGCAGUAUCCGGCCUGAGAACCUCCUUUCCCCUACUUCGGACGGGAGUGAGUCAGUCAACGGCGACGCGUUCGAAGGCGCGAGCGACUUUUGUAUCAUCCCCCUCCAGGCCCAUCAUCCGCGUGUCGACCGCCAGCUGCGGCGUAUCACCCGCUCUACCAACCGGUUGGCGGAAGCGAUCACCAAGUCUGUCCAUCGGGUGUCUGAGACGCUGGAAGGGGUCGAGCACCGGCAAGAGCUCCUAGCGAAUUGGUAUGCUUUCGCAGCGGAAAACGGUCAGCAGGCGCAGAAGCAUAUGGACCAUGGCUCGUGGCAGAAAUUCAACAGGGAACUGAUGAAGCUUGCCAUCGCUUAUGUGAGCUUUAUAUGCGACGAGUGCGACCCGUCUGAUAGGAGGACCUUUCGCUGGGCGGUGAACGCUUUGGAGUUUGCGACACUUCGGACGAGAGGGAGCAAUAUUUUGAACUUGCCUGAGUCGGACUUUAAUCUCCUCAGGAGCAAAGUGGCGACUUGCAUGACACUCCUGAUCAGCCAUUUCGACAUCCUUGGCGCGCGAUCGAACCUCGAGGCAUCCCAGCGCGAGCAGGAGCGGCUCAGCGCCCUCAGGCAACGGCAGGAAGAAGCACAUGCGAAGCGCGAUGUGGACGAGUUGGUCGCCCAGCCUUCGAUGCAGUAUGACCCCCUUGCGGUCUCGAACUGGGGAGAAGACCGAAGUAUCCGCUUGAAUAGGGAUGAGAGCUGGCUCCGCCAGUUGCAAGAGCUGGACCUGCGCCGAGCGAAGCUCGAAGCUGAACAGCGCAUUACUGGCAAGGUCAUCAAUGAGGAACGACCGGAAGAUAAAACACUCAUGUUCCUCGCUUCGUCUUCCUCCAACAUCGCUAUGCGUUGGCAGCAAGGUCGGCUUGUCGGCACUGGCGCGUUCGGCAGCGUAUACCUCGGCGUUAAUCUCGAUUCUGGUAGUCUGAUGGCGGUCAAGGAGAUCCGUUUCAGUGACGUUAAUAGCUUGUCGACACUGUACAAGGGCGUUAAGGACGAGCUGUCGGUCAUGGAGAUGCUCUCUCAUCCCAACAUCGUCGAGUACUACGGCAUCGAGGUACACCGGGACAAGGUCUACAUCUUCGAAGAGUACUGUCAAGGUGGUAGCUUGGCCAGCCUGCUCGAGCAUGGAAGAAUCGAGGAUGAGAGGAUCAUCCAGGUGUACACCCUGCAAAUGUUGGAAGGGCUCAGUUACCUGCACUCGAAGGGAGUGGUUCAUCGGGAUAUCAAACCUGACAAUAUCCUUUUGGACCACAUGGGCGUAAUCAAAUACGUCGAUUUUGGCGCAGCUAAGAUCCUCGGCAAAAAGCAAAAGACUUUGGCCAGUCGUGCGCAUCAGCAUCCUGUCGGACACCAUGCUCACGACCGACCACACUUUCCACCUGCCCCACCGCCGCCGGGAUUCCCCUCCGGUUUUGGGGCGAAUAGUUUGACUGGUACUCCGAUGUACAUGUCUCCGGAGGUUAUCAAGAACGAUCGAAGAGGGCGCCAGGGUGCUAUGGAUAUAUGGUCUUUGGGCUGUGUAGUGCUUGAGAUGUCCACCGGGAGGAAGCCCUGGAGCAAUUUGGACAACGAGUGGGCCAUCAUGUUUCAUAUCGGAGUCGCUGCGAAACCGCCACCACUUCCCGAUCCAAGCCAAUUAAGCGAAUUCGGAAUUGAUUUCAUUCAUCGGUGCCUGACUAUCGAUCCCAUCCAUCGUCCUACAGCAGCAGAGUUGAUGGAACAUCCUUGGAUUGCAGACUUCAGAGACGAAAUGUUGGAGUAUGAGGAAGACGAGGUUGUCAGUAUUGCGACCCCAAGUAUGACUACUUCGCAUACCAAUGUUAGCGAGCAUUUCGAGAUGGCUACCGUGGCUCGUCAAGCACAGAAGAUUGAAGAGGAGGAGACAGCGGUCAUGAAGUCUGAAUCACCUCCAGAUAUCACCCCCAAUGAGAAUGGCGAAGGCAUCUUCCUCGCACCGUAAUUCCCACGAUCUGUUGUUCUGUUUCUGCAGCCGCAUUCAUUGGCUGUCU
Dacryopinax primogenitus is the source of this 3952-nucleotide messenger RNA. RefSeq lists its product as uncharacterized. Gene Ontology annotation, molecular function: ATP binding; protein kinase activity. Gene Ontology annotation, biological process: protein phosphorylation. NCBI's taxonomy places the organism in Eukaryota, Fungi, Basidiomycota, Dacrymycetes, Dacrymycetales, Dacrymycetaceae. The record is from RefSeq and is a predicted model, not a curated record. Bases 43 to 3903 code for a protein of 1286 amino acids. The transcript is spliced from 4 exons.